AUGCCACCCGCACCACUCCAGCCUCAGAUCGAGGCCAUCUUCAACGACGCCCAGCAGUCGCUCGCCAAGCACCGGCGGUGCGCGGAGCGGCUGCGCGCGCUGCAGCGCAAGGCCGACGCCCGCGCGUUUGCCGAAGCGCUCUUUGCGUGCAUCGCGUGUGUGCUGCCCGUCUUCAAGCGCGAGCCCGCGGCGGAGCGGGUGGUCGAAUUCGUGGUGCGCUUCCUGACCGAGGCUGGUGAGGACGAUGCCGGCGAGCAGGACGAGCUCAUCGGCCGCAUCUGCCUCCCGCUCCUCGGGCUGUCGGACGCACGCGACAAGGCCGUCCGCUUCCGCGUCUCCCAGCUGGUGGGACGGAUCAUGAACGCGAUGCCCGAGGAGGCGGAGGUGUCGGACGACCUCUUCGUCGCGGUCGAGGAGCGCAUGCUCCGCCGCUGCCGCGACAAGGUCCCCGUUGUCCGCGCGUGCGCGCUGCGCGCUCUGUUCCGGCUGCAAGACCCGUCGGGGCCGUCCGACGCGAUCUCAAGUGAGCUGCUCCGGAUGAUGGAGCACGACUCGAGUCCGGAGGUGCGGAUGGCGGCCAUCUCGACCGUCGCCCCCUCCAAGCCCGCCAUCCGCG
This is a messenger RNA of Emiliania huxleyi CCMP1516, 616 nucleotides long. RefSeq lists its product as hypothetical. The annotation marks the transcript as partial. Gene Ontology annotation, biological process: mitotic chromosome condensation. The record is from RefSeq and is a predicted model, not a curated record. The transcript has a single exon. NCBI's taxonomy places the organism in Eukaryota, Haptophyta, Isochrysidales, Noelaerhabdaceae. Gene Ontology annotation, cellular component: condensed chromosome; condensin complex.